This is a messenger RNA of Bipolaris victoriae FI3, 162 nucleotides long. RefSeq lists its product as hypothetical. Lineage: Eukaryota; Fungi; Ascomycota; Dothideomycetes; Pleosporales; Pleosporaceae. The record is from RefSeq and is a predicted model, not a curated record. The transcript has a single exon. The annotation marks the transcript as partial.
CCAUUUAUAGCACAGUCCACCUUGGCUGAUCUCAAUCAGGGCUCAUCCUGGCGCGCCAAACGGCUUGUGAGGCGGCACUUAACAUCAGACUCGCAUCCCGUGUCAAGUGUAUUGCUCCAGCUGCUCCUCCGAGCCAUCGAGGCUAACCCUUUCUGCCCAUAG